Ustilaginoidea virens is the source of this 1089-nucleotide messenger RNA. RefSeq lists its product as uncharacterized. The transcript has 3 exons. Gene Ontology annotation, biological process: Arp2/3 complex-mediated actin nucleation. Gene Ontology annotation, molecular function: actin filament binding. The record is from RefSeq and is a predicted model, not a curated record. The coding region runs from base 1 to 1089 and encodes 362 amino acids. Gene Ontology annotation, cellular component: Arp2/3 protein complex; actin cytoskeleton. NCBI's taxonomy places the organism in Eukaryota, Fungi, Ascomycota, Sordariomycetes, Hypocreales, Clavicipitaceae.
AUGGCUGAGCCCGAAGUCCACCACCUGUUCCACAGCCCAAUCGCCGACCAUUCUUUCUCAGCCGACCAUAGCACCCUUGCCGUCGCCCGAGACUCGACGGUUGAGUUGUACGGAAGAGUGGGCAACGCGUUCAAGCUUAAGGAUGAAUUGAAGGGCCACGAUAAAACCGUCACCAGCGUGGACAUUGCUCCCGGUUCCGGUCGCAUUGUUACCUGCUCCCAGGACCGUAAUGCCCUUGUAUGGGAACCCUCUCCUACGGGCUACAAGCCCACCUUGGUGCUUCUCCGAAUAAGCAGAGCCGCCACCUUUGUCCGAUGGUCGCCGUCUGAAUCCAAGUUUGCCGUCGGGUCUGGUGAUCGCGUCAUCGCCGUCUGCUACUUCGAGGAGGAAAACGACUGGUGGGUGUCGAAGCACCUGAAGAAGCCGAUCCGCAGCACCAUCACCAGUGUUGCAUGGCACCCCAACUCGGUUCUCCUCGCCGCUGGCUCGACUGAUGCCCACGCACGAGUUUUCUCAAGCUUCAUCAAGGGAGUUGACUCAAAGCCCGACCCGGGGGUUUGGGGUGAGCGAUUACCGUUCAACACCGUCUGCGGAGAAUUUUUGAACAACUCCGCUGGGUGGGUGCAUUCUAUCGCCUUUUCUCCUAGCGGAGACAGUCUUGCCUUUGCCGCCCAUGACAGCAGCAUCACCGUGGUGUACCCCACGGGUCCCGAUCAGUCCCCUCGCGCCGUACUCGCCGUGUCGACGCAGCUGCUACCUUUCAAGAGCUUGAUGUGGAAGAGCGAGGACGAGAUCAUCGCCGCGGGGUAUGACUGUGAGGCUUUUCGUUUCAAGGGAGGCGAAUCGGGUUGGCAACUUGCUGGCCCAGUAGAAUCCAAAGGUCGUGAUGCUGGUUCACAAAGAGAAGAGUCUGCGCUGAACAUGUUCAGACAGAUGGACCUGAAGGGCAAGGUCAAAGAUGACACUCAGCUCAAAACCAUACACCAAAACACCAUUCUGACUAUACGCCCAUUCGAAUCCUCCGGUGGUCAGGUCACCAAGUUCACAUCGAGCGGCGUAGACGGACGUGUUGUUAUUUGGAACGCAUAG